ACCCGCCAGGGAUAGAGCUGCAUUUUAAUACAGGAACAUCUUCCCUGGCAAAAAUAACAAAAACACCCACAUCGAGAACAGCCAUGUCUGUGAAUUAUGCCGCUGGACUCUCCCCGUACGCGGAUAAAGGUGUCUGCGGGCUUCCAGAGACGUUUGACAGUCCUGAGGAGCUAAAGGCGAAGGCAGAAACCCUCGUUCAGCUGAUUAAAGAGUCUCAGUACUUGGUUGUCCACUCUGGAGCAGGAAUCAGCACCUCAGCAGGAAUACCUGACUUCAGAGGCCCCAAGGGUGUUUGGACACUAGAACAAAAGGGUGAGUCACCACACUUUGACACCACGUUUGAAGAUGCCCGACCCAGCCUGACUCACAUGGCACUGUUGGGACUGCAGAGGGCCGGGUACCUUAAGUAUCUCAUCAGCCAGAAUGUGGAUGGUCUACACGUCCGAUCAGGCUUCCCCAGGGAUAUGUUAUCAGAGCUUCAUGGAAACAUGUUUGUGGAGGAGUGCGAGAAGUGUGGCAGGCAGUAUGUAAGAGAGAAGGUGAUCGGAGUGAUGGGCCUGAAACCAACAGGGCGUUAUUGUGAUGUAGUACGAUCCAGAGGACUCAGGGCCUGCAGAGGAAAGCUGAUUAGCUCAAUAUUGGACUGGGAGGAUGCUCUUCCUGAUAGAGACUUGAACAAAGCAGAUGAUGCAAGCAGACGAGCUGACCUGGCACUGACGCUCGGCACAUCCAUGCAGAUCAAACCCAGCGGAGACCUUCCGCUUCUCACCAAACGCAAAGGAGGGAAAAUAGUCAUUGUCAACCUGCAGCCCACAAAACAUGACAAGCAUGCCUACCUGCGUAUCAGUGGUUAUGUGGAUGAGGUCAUGAAACAUGUGAUGGAGCUGCUCGAAUUGGAAAUUCCAAAGUGGGACGGUCCAACCAUCUGUGAAAGCUCCACAACCACCUCUGGGGCAGCCACUGACCGCAAACCACUAUGUGUAGAUAAUGUAAAGAGAGAGGUAAAAAAGGACUUGAUCAAAGAGGAAAGGAAAAGAGAAGCAACGUCACCGAUGGAGGACGGGAAAGUUGAGGAGGACAGCAUUCCUGUAAAGAGGGAAAGAGAAGACUCCCCUGCAGAGCUUAUCUUCAAUCAUCAAAGUCUGAGGAUAUGAAAUUCUUCUGCCUGUUGUUCAAACAUGGAGCACCUGCUGCUGAUUAGCUAUAAAAGACCAUGAUCCUCCCGUAUGUUUCCAAAAAUGUAUUUUAUCUCAGGAAAAUUCUACUGUACUCUGAUUGAAAAGGUCACUUAAUUGUUUUUUUUUUUAUAUACAUCUGUUUCAACAAUAAAUAGAGCAUG
Cheilinus undulatus (humphead wrasse) is the source of this 1339-nucleotide messenger RNA. RefSeq names its product sirtuin 6 (gene sirt6). Bases 84 to 1154 code for a protein of 356 amino acids. The transcript is spliced from 9 exons. Gene Ontology annotation, molecular function: NAD+ binding. The record is from RefSeq and is a predicted model, not a curated record. Lineage: Eukaryota; Metazoa; Chordata; Actinopteri; Labriformes; Labridae.